Molecule: messenger RNA, 889 nt
Organism: Octopus bimaculoides (California two-spot octopus)
Lineage: Eukaryota; Metazoa; Mollusca; Cephalopoda; Octopoda; Octopodidae
Product: cytochrome c oxidase assembly factor 7 homolog
Cellular component (GO): mitochondrial intermembrane space
Molecular function (GO): protein binding
Source: RefSeq, a predicted model, not a curated record
GCUUAUGAACAAGCGAAUGAACGAAAGGAAGGGAGUGAGGGCGAAGAAAAACAUUUGUGGCGAUGAAUUACGACCUAAAGGACGAGGAACAGGCGAAAGCUUAUUUGGAAAGAGUGGGAGUUGAAUAUAGAUUUCAAUGCUUCCACGAAAAAUCUCCAGAAGGCUGCCACAGACUGGCUGAUUAUUUUGAAUCUGUGAAAAAAGAAAAUGAACGAGCAGCAAAAAUGUACAAAUCAACCUGUGAUGACUAUCACUAUGGUCAUAGUUGUUAUAAAUAUGGGAAUUACAGAACUGUAGGACAAGGGUGUGAAAAAGACAUAACAGAAGCAAUUAAAUAUGAGACCAAAGGAUGUGAUUAUGAUUACAUUCCUGCAUGUUACCAGACAGGAAUCUUAAGUCUAAGUAAAGGACAUCAGAAUAUUCCAAAUGCCGUAACCUAUCUCACCAAAGCUUGCUCAAAUAAUCACCCUCUUGCAUGUUUUAAUCUCAGCGCACUUUAUAUGCGAGACCAGACUGAAUUAAAGAAAGAUAUGAAAAAAGCUUUUGAAUUAGCAUUAAAAGGCUGUGAACUUGGACAUCUUUAUUCUUGUGUGAAUCUUAGCAUUAUGUAUCGGCGUGGUGAUGGUGUGGAUCAGAAUUCUGAAUUAGCUGAUAAAUAUAAGAAAAAAGCCCAGUCAAUGAGAGAUGAGCUAGUCAAAUCAGAACAGACUAUUCGAAUGAAUGAGUGAUAAUGCUCCAUCUAGUUUAAUAUUUGGUACUCUAGGAAAAGAAUGAUCUCACCUGCUGUUUUGUCUUCUUGUGCGAAUUUCGACUUCUUUUUCACUUCACAAAAUAUCUAUUCUUAAUUUGUUUGUAAAUAAAUUUUGAAACUAGAUUUUACAAAAAGAAA